Cherax quadricarinatus is the source of this 2038-nucleotide messenger RNA. NCBI's taxonomy places the organism in Eukaryota, Metazoa, Arthropoda, Malacostraca, Decapoda, Parastacidae. The record is from RefSeq and is a predicted model, not a curated record.
CAUCAAAAAAUUCCUAUAUACAUAUGGUAUGAUGGCUAUGACCCUCAUGUGGAAGAAAACUAUAAGGGUCGGGCCUCGCUGGUCUCUCCCGACACCACCUAUGGGCUGGCCUCGCUCAAUAUCACCUCUGUCAAGGAAGAUGACCAAGGCUGGUAUGUGUGUAAUGUGUUCUACCUCGAUCGUAGCGGCGUUGAAAAUGGUACCUGGAUACACCUUGAUGUUCACGCACCUCCCCGAUUUACCACGACCCCCGAUGAUGUUACCUAUGUCAAUAUCGGGGAUUCCAUCAUUCUUAACUGCGAGGCUGAGGGAACUCCAAAGCCAGAAAUUAUGUGGUUCAGAGAUAGCGAACCAGUUGAACCAUCAGACACUGUUGGCAUCUUCAAUGAUGGCACAGAGCUUCGAAUUAACAAGAUACGUGACCAAGAUAUUGGGGACUAUGUAUGUGUCUCUCGGAAUGCUGAGGGAAGAGUUCAUCAUGAAGCCAAAGUUGUUAUUGCAGGUGGGGCGGUGAUUGUCACACCUCCACACAACCAGACAAGACAGGAAGGUGAGAAGGUUGAAUUUCCAUGUGAAGCAAAAGCACUUCCAGGAAAUGUAACUGUUACCUGGAAGAGAGAAGAGGUCUUUAUUGAUAAACUUUCCGGCUUAGACACUCGUUCUAUCGUCAGGAGAGAUGGUACACUAAUUAUUAAUCCAACAAGUGCAGAUGAUGGUGGCUUUUUCACCUGUGAAGUUUCUAAUGGAAUUGGAACACCCCAGAAAGCUACUGCCUACCUUAAUGUUGAAUACCCUGCACGUGUGACAUAUACACCAACUGUACAGUACCUUCCCUUCAGACAACAGGGUAUUAUUAAGUGCUUUAUCAAGAGCAACCCUCCCAUACAGUUUGUUACUUGGAUCAAGGACAAGCGCCUCUUUGAUGUGGAAAAUGAAAGUACCGUUGUCAAGCUAAAUAAUGGCUCGCUACUUAUAACUAAGGUAAAUCAGUCACAUCAAGGUCGCUACAGCUGCACACCUUAUAACCGUCACACCACAGCUGGGGCUUCAGGUGACAUGGAAGUGCUAGUUCGUGACCCACCGGUGUUUGCCCCUCGGCCUCAACCUCAAUAUCAUGGUCAAGUAGGCGAGGAAGUGACACUUGUCUGUGGAGGCCAAGGUUCACCCACUCCAGAAGUCACAUGGAAGAGGCGUGAUGGUCAAAACUUGCCCAGAGAUCGGACGCACAUUGUGGGUGGCAACCUCACCAUCCGUAACCUUCGCAAAAGUGAUCAUGCAUACUAUGAGUGCAUGGUUAGUAAUGAAAUUGCUACCUUGGUAACAGCAACUCAGCUACUUGUGGAAGGAACAACACCUCACCCACCGUAUAACAUCUCAACUGAAACUCAGCCAUUUAGCAUCAAGCUCUCUUGGCUUCCAGGAUACCCAGGAGGAAAAGAUUGGGAACAGCAGUAUACCAUAUGGUAUCGUACUCUGGGGUCUCGAACUUGGUCACAGAUUGAUGUCAAGCCCCCCGGGAGUACAAGCGUCACUAUUUAUAACCUAAUCCCAGAUCACACUUAUGAAAUUCAAGUGCAGGGAAAGAACAUGUUGGGAGACGGAAUGUUUUCUGACAUUGUGACAGCCACUACAAAAGCUGGUGGAGGUCCUGCACAGCCACCUGGGACUCACUCGUCUACAGUUGAAACCUCUACAACACCUGGUCCCGAAUCGCCACUUACACAGACUUCUUCAAAAGGCAUGUGUAGCUUUAGACAAAACAGAAAAGUCCACCACUGCAAAACAUAGCGCAUGUAUUAUUACAAAUAGUUCUGCAUGACAUACACACAUAUAUGGUAUGCAGCAUCUUAUAUUCACAUUGAUAAAUACAACUACAAACAUCACUGAUCUUCUGUCAGAAACAAAACAUAAGAGGCUCCACUUUCUUCUUGAAGAGAAAAUAAGAAGAGGAAAAUUAUUUAGCAUUCCUCCCGGUCCUUCUUGCAGUUGAAUUUUUCAGUUGGUUUUGUUUUUGUUGUAAAUUCAAAACUCUCUUUGC